AUGUCUACAAACAAUUCCCCCAACGGACUCAAUGGCCAUUCUAAUGGAAGUAUAUACUCCAAAGUCUGCGAGUCUCAAGACGAGAAGCUCAGCCCUCUCCAAAAACACGUUCAGUUCUGGGACCGCGAUAAUGACGGCAUCAUCCAUCCUUGGGACGUCUACAGUGGCUUCCGUGAGCUCGGCUUCGGGCUCUUCUUCGCGAUAGGCUCACUCCUAAUCCCCAUCUUCUUUUCCUACCCCACUCGCCUCGGCCACAGCUGGAUACCAGAUCCCAUGUUCCGUAUCUACGUCAAUGACAUCCACAAGGCCAAGCACGGCUCUGACACGGGGAUAUACGACUUUGACGGGAACUUGAACCAGGAGAGGUUCGAGCAGAUGUUUGAGCGUUUCGACACUGCGGGCCAAGGUGGUCUCACGGCGGAUGAUCUGAAGAGAUUGUGGGCCAAGGAUAGAUGUGCAGCCGAUCCAGCGGGAUGGACCUUUGCGGCUAUGGAGUGGUGGACUACGUAUGUGCUCCUGCAAAAGAAUGGCCUUGUACGGAAGAGUGACCUGAGGGCAUGUUAUGAUGGGAGUUUGUUCUGGAAGAUCAAGGAUGAGAGGGAGAAGAAGAGAAAAGGUGGCGAUGUAGAAAGGAAGAGUUUUGGUAUGAGGAACUUCUUUGCUUCGGCUUGA
This is a messenger RNA of Fusarium sp. VM40, 672 nucleotides long. The record is from the annotation of a GenBank genome assembly. Lineage: Eukaryota; Fungi; Ascomycota; Sordariomycetes; Hypocreales; Nectriaceae.